This is a messenger RNA of Pundamilia nyererei, 3345 nucleotides long. RefSeq names its product RNA binding motif protein 27 (gene rbm27). The transcript is spliced from 21 exons. Gene Ontology annotation, molecular function: metal ion binding; RNA binding. The record is from RefSeq and is a predicted model, not a curated record. Gene Ontology annotation, cellular component: nucleus. The coding region runs from base 127 to 3255 and encodes 1042 amino acids. Lineage: Eukaryota; Metazoa; Chordata; Actinopteri; Cichliformes; Cichlidae.
AUAUUUUGUACGACCUGCCUGUGAAGAGAGACAGAAGGCCUUAAAGCUUAUAAAUUUAUAGACGAUGAAAGUAGGGUUGUCAAAACGCUCUUUCUUUUUGUAGACAGUAUUGUAGUCCUUCUCACAAUGAUCAUAGAAAAUGUUGAAGCCUUGAAAUCGUGGCUGGCAAAGCUCCUGGAGCCGAUAUGUGAUGCUGACCCCUCUGCAUUAGCCAACUAUGUAGUUGCUCUUGUGAAGAAGGACAAACCAGAGAAGGAACUGAAAGCACUUUGUGCUGAUCAGCUUGAUGUCUUCCUACAAAAAGAGACGAUGGGAUUUGUUGAUAAGCUUUUUGAAUGUUUGACGACCAAGAACUACCUGGGAAAUCCUGCUGCCAAGGAAACUCCCAAAGAGGAGAUUAAACUGCCUGCAAUCAAGGCUGAAGUUGUUGAGGCUGAAACACCCGAGGAAGAGAACAGGCGAAGGAGAAGUCCUCUGAGAAAUCGCUCUGACUUCAAUGAAUCCAGGAACCGCGAUGAGAGGAGGCGAGACGAGCGCAAGCGCCGUGACUUUGAUCGGCACGGGAAAAGCGGCAGCGACUCCCACCGGGAGCGCCAUGAGCGGCGCAGGGGCAGUCCCCGCGGGAGAAGCUACAGCAGGAGCCGCAGCCGGAGCGGCAGUCGUGGAAAGAGCAGGGAUAGGGAGCACAGAGGAGGCAGAGCAGACUUCAAGUCAAAGUUUGAGGCAGAAAGGAAGGACACUGACGGAUACAACUCUUCCACCACAUCUGGCUCUCAGCAGCAGCAGCAGCACCCGCCACCUCUCCUGCCCUUACACACACCUCUGCAUCCCUUUUCCUCUUCUUCCUCGUCUUCAGGAGCUGGGGGUGUACCGGUAGCAACACUGGCUCACUUGCCCGACAGCACUACAGACAGCUGGUCUAGCUACUACGGAACGAGGCAAGAUGGUGUUUGCAAACCUUUCAGCAAGGCUGCUUCACUCAAACAGCGCUGCAGGGAUUACGAUGAAAAAGGAUUUUGUGUCCGUGGUGACCAUUGUCUCUAUGAUCACGGCAGUGACCCCCUCAUAGUCGACGAUGUCAAUCUACCAAAUAUUAUUCCAUUCCCACCCCCACCGAUUCUGCCACCCGCCGGGCUGCCCAUGCCCCCCAUCACUGAACCACCUCCCAACCUCAGGAUGCCUUCUAUGCCGCCCUAUGGCCAGCCACCACCACCAGGUGUUUUCCCUAUGACAGGACCCCCACUGAUAGCAACCAGUGGGAUUGAUACCCCCAACCACCAAUCUGCAAUCACUUCUUCUCCUCCCGUCGGACCGCCUGGUGUGGGCCGACCUCCUACACUUCCUCCUCCUCCUCCUCCACCUCCUUCCUCGACCUCAUCUGUGUCUCUUCGUCCCCAAUAUGUCCAGUCUGAAUACAACUACGAUGCAGAAGGCUACAACCCAGAAUCUCCAGGCCUGACUGUAGCAGGACGUAACCCAUAUCGUCAGUUUAUUCCCCGGGUGCAGACUCAACGCUCCAACCUCAUUGGCCUCACCUGCAGUGAAGGUCAAGGCUCCAGAGCUGCCAACAUAGUGAUCCAGACAGAGCCAGCUACUGCACCCAGCACUCCUGGAAGUAACGUGUCCCGUUUCAACACAGAGCAGGACAGCAGGAAGAGGACCAUGGGACCCAGUACAGCUGAAGGGCCAGCACCUAAAAAACCCUGGAUGGAAAAGCCAAGCUUCAACAACCAGCAUAAGGGUGCUUUUCCCAAGAGGACUUUUUACGUGAACACAAAGUUGGAGGUGCGCAGGAUCCCGCGCGAGCUCAACAACAUCACCAAACUCAACGAGCACUUCAGCAAGUUUGGAACCAUCGUCAAUAUACAGGUUGUGUUUGGCGGAGACCCAGAGGCAGCAUUGAUCCAGUACACAAAGAAUGAAGAAGCCAGACGAGCCAUAUCCAGCACAGAAGCGGUCCUUAACAACCGCUUUAUCCGCGUGUACUGGCACCGCGAGCUUGGUGCUAAUGCCACAGGCCUUCAGCAGCAGGAGCAAAGCUCAGGGAGCCAGGUUGCCGGGUCAGUGCCCAACCAGGGGCUGCAGCACAGCAACAUGCAUAAAGGGAUCAAGCAGCACAAUCCAGCUGCUUAUGUGUUGAACAAGACUGUACCCAAGCAUCAUCUGUCUGCAACAGCUGGGGCCACGACAAAUGCCAAGUCGGACAACCUGAAUCCAAACACGGACACGGCUGCUGUGGUGCCUGCUACUACGAACACCCUGAAGGGACACUACACUUCCACAGCCGCCAAGUCUUCCUCAAAGAGCCUUGGGAAAACGGGAAAAGCACUGGAAGCACAUGAAGCUCUCAAGAAAAAGCAGGAGGCACUAAAACUCCAGCAAGACAUGAGAAAGAAGAAACAGGAGAUGUUAGAGAAACAGAUUGAGUGUCAGAAAGCGCUGAUAAGUCGACUGGAGAAAAACCGAGGCAUGAAACCUGAAGAGAGGGCCAACAUCAUGAAAACACUGAAAGAACUAACGGAAAAGAUCACCCAGCUCCAGAAUGAAAUGAACCUUGCCUCCCAGGUCUCAAGCGCCAAAACUAACCACAGCCAGCCCAAAACCAAGACUGAUGCCCACAAGGAGCUGCUAGAUGCUGAGCUGGACUUUCACAAGAAGAUGAGCUCUGGAGAGGAUACAACAGACCUCAAAAGAAAACUGGGGCAGCUACAGGUGGAGGCAACACGUUUGGGUUUGAUCUGGCCUCCAGCAGGUCGAGGUCGCGGCCGAGGAAAGCUGGGCCCAGAUCCUGGUGCGAUGCACGUGGGCCGUGGCCGGAGUCGAAACCGGGAAAUGAUGGCGCGCGGCGGGGCUGUGAACCGAAUGGUGGUUGAUCACAGACCCAGAGCCCUGGCUAUUUUAGGGGUCACUCAGGAGGAAAAAGAAGAGCUAAUGCCGCACUUUGUGAAAUUUGGUGAAAUCGAGGAUCUCCGUGACCAAGACGCCAACAGUGUCGUCAUGACCUUUAAGACACGGAGUGAAGCAGAGAAUGCAGCAAACCAGGGAGCUAAGUUCAAAGGUCGUGUUCUGCAGAUUUCCUGGUACAAGCCCAAGACGCCCUCUGUUACAACGGAGCCAGAGGAAGAGGAGGCUAAAGAUGAGGACAGUGCGAAGGAAGCUAGCUCGUAUUUACCUGGGGAGGAAGAGGAAGAAGAGGAGGAGGAAGAGGAUGACGAUGAAGACGAUGAGUACGAGAGUCGAUCUUGGAGGCGAUAAUGACAUUCGUCAUUAUCAUUAACUGCUCUCCGGCAGAAUCAGUGGUCCCCCACUCCCACUCCCACGCAGAUUAAAAUUGAUGUAAAGGAA